AUGUCCUCUCUAUCUCUUCCGGUCGUCACGAUCCAACAUACAUUUCCAGACAUCAUUAAGGAAGUUCUUGACGGCGACAUUCCAUAUGAGAACUUCUGGAUCUCAUGCUACAAGACAUCUGAACCAUCAGUUCAUGCGAAAGUGAAGGCGGAGCUCGACGAGAAUAACCGAAGUCUUGUUAAUUUCGACCCAGCGGAAGGGGAGAUUGAGUUCUCGAAGGACGGUGACGGAGGCUAUGCAGUCGCAUGCAAACCCCUCGGCGUACCUCGCACGAGAGUAGCAACCGCGUUACAAGAAUAUCGGGAUGAAGAGCGUGCAAACGCCUCACGGCCCCACCGGAUAACUGCGUUCAGCAUCUCUCCAGAUUCAUCGCGUUUCGCAACAGGCUAUCUUGACGGCUCCAUCUUCUUGUACCCCACAUCCACUUUAGAUCGUUCACGCACAACCCUUAUUCCUGACACCCUCGACGUGACGAAAUGGAAGACCGCGUCCCGGCCACACUUAAGCAGCGUGACCUCGCUCAAAUUCUUUCCUUCGUCCAGGGUCAUCCUAUCCUCCGGGCAAGAUUUUUCCCUGACCAUAUUACCUGCAGAUCUACCCGACGGACCAACCCCUAGCGCGACGAGGAUAGCUCCUGUGCGCACCCUGCGAGGCCAUGUCCGCCCGGUCACCGAUACUGCUAUCAUAGGCGUUGGGAGGAACAUCGUAUCGUCCUCCCUUGACGCGACCAUCAAACUAUGGGACGUAUCCUCGGGUGAAGCUAUCUCCUCCUUGAGCCCGCAGUCAGCGAUCUUGUCGAUGAGCUCAGGCAAUCGAAUGCCCGCUCCUCCAGACGGGGAGGAGCAUCCUCCGCCUGCGGCUACAGAUCCUCGCGAGGUUCCGGAAACGAGUUCGAAGGUCGUCGUUUGCGGCCUGCAAAAUGGCGAAUUCCAGUUCUUCGACCUAGGCUUCAAGAAAUCCGUCUUCCGGUCACCGAUUUCCCAAAAUCCCUCCCCAUUAACAUCCAUCGCCUACUCCGAGGCCGACAAUUUACUCGCCACUGGAUCGGCUUCCGGAGUUGUCACCCUUUACGACACGCGUUCGCUCGGCUCUCCAUUGACAUCCUUCAGCCGUCUCGAGACAGAAAUCGAAGACCUGGCCUUCGUGAGGAGCGGCACUGAAGUGGCAUUGGCGAUCGCUACUUCGGAUGGCCUUCCCUAUGUCGCCAACGUUCUCCCUGAAGGACCAUCCGUCAAGGCUGAACUUAUCGGUGUGGACUGCGACCCGGUCAGAAACAUUGCAGCGACAACGAGCGAUGGUCGCACUGAGGUGUGGAGUGCGAGCGACGAUGGGGUUGUGAGGAGAUAUGUCAUCUAG
This is a messenger RNA of Cyclocybe aegerita, 1356 nucleotides long. Lineage: Eukaryota; Fungi; Basidiomycota; Agaricomycetes; Agaricales; Hemipholiotaceae. The record is from the annotation of a GenBank genome assembly.